Messenger RNA from Paramecium primaurelia, 782 nucleotides. The record is from the annotation of a GenBank genome assembly. NCBI's taxonomy places the organism in Eukaryota, Ciliophora, Oligohymenophorea, Peniculida, Parameciidae.
AAAAUGAAUAAUAUUGAAUUCAGAAGCAUAUAAACUAAAAGAUAAAAGAAUAAAUGGACUAUUGAAGAAGAUGAUCUAUUAAGUUCAUCUAUUCAAAAAUAUGGUACAAACUGGUGUUAAGUUGCUUAAAAUUUUCCAGAUAGAAAUCCAAACUCUUGUAUUCAAAGAUGGAAAAUAUUGAAAUGCAAAAAUGUAAGAAAUAUAUUUAAUCACUAGAAAAUAAAAAAGAAGAAAUGGAAUUAAAAAGAAGAUAAACUUCUUUCAAAAUUAGUAAUACUCUAUGGAAAAAAAUGGAAAAAAAUUUCAAAAUACAUAACAGGUAAAACCGAUAAGCAGUGUUUGUAGAGAUACAAUAGUACCCUAAACCCAAAUAUCAAUAAAUAGCUUUUCACAGAGGAAGAGGAUUAGAUAAUAUACUCAAAUUACAUAAUUUUAGGUUCAAAAUGGUCUAUAAUAUCAUAGAAAUUAAACAAAAGAACUGUAAAUUUAUAUCAUAUUUAGUUCAGCCAAAUUAAGUAAAAAAUAGAUUCUAUUCUCAUAUUAUUUCCUCUUAUUUGCAUCUAUAAAACCCAUAUUAUACAAAAUUAUCAUCUUAAUAAGCUAAGAAUGUUUUAUUAUAAGUCGCUUCUGAACACAAAUAAAAAUUGCUUUUAGAUAAUUAAAAUUUAAAUACUUCAGUAUUAGACAAAAGUCAAUUAAGAAACACUUUUGAUUUGAUUGAGUCUUGCCAAGUAGAAUUUGGAGAUGAUUAUUCUAAUUAUCACAGACUUGGAUGAUGAACC